Messenger RNA from Teleopsis dalmanni, 710 nucleotides. RefSeq lists its product as uncharacterized. NCBI's taxonomy places the organism in Eukaryota, Metazoa, Arthropoda, Insecta, Diptera, Diopsidae. The transcript is spliced from 2 exons. Bases 133 to 582 code for a protein of 149 amino acids. Gene Ontology annotation, molecular function: catalytic activity. The record is from RefSeq and is a predicted model, not a curated record.
GAACACUCUCUUAAUAAAACCCAACUGAAAUGAGCACCAUAGGGUUGCUACAGAUGAACCUGCACCACGCGAAAUGAACAUCGGCUCCUUUCAGAAGGAAGUCGAACACUCUCUAAAUGAAACCCAACUAAAAUGAGCACCAUAGGGUUGUUACAAAUGAACCUGCACCAUGCGAAAGGAGCAUCGGCUACUUUGUGCAGGACCUUCGCCACAAAAGGACUGGCCAUAGCGCUUAUCCAGGACCCAUGGGCAGUCCGUAGGCAUAUAAAAGGCCAUCAGCAUCAAUCAAAUUUCAUCCAGAAGGACGUAGUCAUAAACUUGGUUAGUAACUGCAAAUCUAGCAAUUUACUAUUUAUAAUUGGUUGCGACGCUAAUGGGCAUGAUACCUUAUGGGAUAGUACUAACAUAAAUAGAAGAGGGCCAAUGCUUUUAGAAUACUUUAGUAGUAAUAACAUCAGCUUAUUGAACAAUGAUUCUAAACCCAUAUUAAUUAAUGCCAUUAGAAUUAAUGCCACUCUCAUCCUUCCUCCUGAAAACCAUGGAGAGACUCAUAGAUAUCUAUAUUCGUACAGAAUUGUCUAAAGUCAUCCUUUUCACAAAACUUAAAUCGCUUACUCCAAAGGGAAACCUACCAAAUUGGCUGUACAAAACCUAAUCAGAAAAAUUGAAAAGGCCCACAAAAACAAAGAAAUUGCGCUUUGUGCAUUUCU